AUUUUUUUUUUUGAAAAAGACCAAAACAUAUUUUUUUGAAAGGCCUUUUUAUUUCAACUCCCACCACUCGGCCAAAACCCUAAACCAUUUUUGAUCUUCAAAUCAUUCUCCCAUGGCUGCCUCCUCCACUGUCCGCAGCGUACCUAAGCACCAAGUGUUCCUUAAUUUCCGUGGGGAACUUCGUUAUCAGUUCAUCAGCCAUCUAGCUAAGGCCUUGACAGAUAAAAAUAUCCAGAUCUUCAUUGAUGAGGAUGCGGAGAAAGACCAACCUCUAAGUAAUCUUUUCAAGGAGAUCGAAAAGUCGAGAAUCGCACUGGCUGUCUUUUCCAAAUUGUACACAGAGUCAAAUUGGUGCUUGGACGAGCUAGAAAGAAUAAAAGAACGCACGAAAGCCGGCGAGCUCAAGACCAUUCCCAUCUUCUACAACGUGGACCCUAAAACCGUUAGGUAUCAGACGGGAGAAUUUGGCGAUGCCCUCAGGAAAAAUGAAAAGAGAGGUGUUACUGAUGAUAAAAUGGAAAAUUGGAAAGAGGCUCUGGCGUAUGUUAGCAACCUUUUGGGCUUCGAAUUUGACGGAAAAAGCAACGAGAACACGUUCAUAAAUAAAAUCGUCAACGAGGUUUUGCAAGCGCUGAACAAAAUUCCGUUAGAAGAAAGCACACAUGGAACAUGCGUGGAACAUGCACAAAACACCAGAGGAGAAGAACAAGAAGAAGAGGAGGAGGCAGGUCAGAUUUGUGGGCUCAAACAACGCCUGGAGGAACUGGAAGAAACAGUAGACAUUCAUGGUGUGGAGACUCGUAUUGUCCAAGUUGUUGGGAUGCCAGGCAUUGGUAAAACCACUCUCUUGAAAGCGUUCUACAAUGAGUGGUACAGCAGGUUCUUCAGACGCGUCUUACUCCAAAAUAUAAGCGGCAUUGUAAAGCAAUGGGGAUUGGAACGCUUGCCCGUGAUGCUCCUCAGGGAGUUGCUUGGUAAUGACGACAUAGAAGAUGAUGGGACAUACGAAGAAUACAAGGAAAAACUAUGUAAAGAAAAAGUUUUCAUUGUUCUUGAUGGGACAAGUGACGAGACGCAUAUACAAGUUAUUUUUGAGAGUCUUCGUGAAUGGAUCAAGAAAGGUAGCAAGAUUGUGAUUGCAACACGCGCAGUGUCUCGUGAUCUGGUUCCUGGGGAUGAUUCCAUGAUCCUUCAUACUUAUUUUGUACCGCUCUUGUGCUACCGAGAUGGGUUAAAACACUUUAAUCGCUAUGCAUUUGAUCACCAAAACAAACACGACAGGGAAGCUUUCACGAAGGUGUCUAAAGAGGUUGUGCGUUACGCGAGAGGCCACCCACAAGUUCUCAAGAUAUUGGGUGAAGAGCUUCGUGGCAAACCCUUGCCUUACUGGAUAGAAAAACUAGAUUCACUUCCGCAAAAGCUCAGCCCUAGUAUUCGAGACCGUGUCUUGCAAGUAACUUAUGAUGAACUGAGUCAAGAGCAGAAGGAUGCGUUUCUUGACAUAGCUUUUUUCAGAUCCCAUGAUUUGGUUUAUGUAAAGAGCUUGCUGGAUUCAUCUGGUCCUAAAGCGACAAUGUCCACAAUAGAUGCUCUCAAGGACAAGUUCAUGAUUUAUAUCUCUGACAGCCGAGUGGAGAUGCAUGAUCUUUUGUAUACGUUUGCCAUGGAAGUUGGUUCAGAAGCUUAUGCUAAGGAUGGAAGAGGAAGACACCGGAUAUGGCACCGUCAGAACAAAAAUAACGGGGACAUGCUCGAUAAGCUACGUAAAAGAAAAGGAGGCGGCACCAGCGUCAGAAGUUUUUUUCUCGACUUGUAUGACAUGAAGAACCAUGUGACCUUAGGAAGGGAUCACCUCAAGAAGAUGCGACAUCUCAGGUAUCUCAAGUUCUACAGUUCUCAUUGUCCUCAGGAGUGUGAGCCUAAGGAAAACAUACACAUCCCUGAUGAACUUGAGCUUCCACUGAAAGAGGUACGAUGUUUGCAUUGGCUAAAUUUCCCAAAAGAUGAACUUCCACAAGAUUUCAUCCCCGAGAAUCUCGUAGACCUUAAGCUACCUUACAGCAAGAUUAAACAGAUCUGGAACGAUGAGAAGGCUGUACCAAAGCUAAGGUGGGUCGAUCUAAAUCACUCAAGUCAGCUGGAUAACUUGUCAGGGCUAUCAAAGGCUCACAAUCUUGAAAGGCUGAACCUUGAAGGCUGCACAGCACUGAAAACGUUACCUCUGGAUAUGCAAAACAUGGAAAGUCUUGUUUUCCUGAACUUGAAAGGGUGCACGUCGCUUGAAUCCAUUCCUGAUAUCAAUUUGAAAUCUCUGAAGAUUCUCAUCCUUAGCAACUGCUCAAGUCUGAAGAAGUUUGUGGUGAUUUCAAAAACUCUCUAUGCUCUAUAUUUGGAUGGCAGUGCAAUAAAGAAACUUCCUACAGACAUGGUGAAGCUAGCAAGACUCGUUAAAUUGAGCAUGAAAGACUGCAAGAAGCUGGCAAAGCUUCCCGAAGGAUUUGACAAGAUGAAAGAUCUUCAAGAACUAGUAUGUUCUGGCUGUUCGAAGCUAAGUAGUCUCCCAGAUGAGAUGAAGAACAUGAAAUGCUUGCAGAUUCUGAUGCUUGAUGGGACAGCAAUAAAGGAGAUUCCUAAUAUAAACUCACUUCAGCGUUUAUGCCUAAGCGGAAAUGAUACAAUCAUUUUACUUCCGGGUUACAUCAGUCUGCUAUCUCAGUUGAAAUGGCUGGACUUGAAGCACUGUAAGAAUCUUUUAUCUAUUCCAGAGCUUCCACCAAAUCUUCAGUGCUUAGAUGCACACGGAUGCGAGUCGCUAAGAACAGUUGCAACUCCACUGGCUACUCAUUUGCCAUCGGAGCAGAUUCACUCCACAUUCAUUUUCACCGACUGCCACAAAUUGGACCGAACUGCAAAGGAAGGAAUCACAACCUACGCUCAACGAAAAUGCCAGUUUCUAUCAGAUGCACUAAAACGCUGCAAUGAGGGUUUUGUUCCAGAGGCUUUGUUCAGCAUUUGCUUUCCAGGUUGUGAAGUGCCCUCAUGGUUUUGCCAUGAAGCAGUUGGAUCUGAGUUAAACCUCAAACUUUCCCCACAUUGGAAUGAAAAUAGGUUUGUCGGAAUAGCUUUAUGUGUAGUUAUCUCCUUUCCAAACGGCCAAGAAGGAAUCAACUCCUUUUCGGUUACAUGCAAGUUUAAGCUGGAAAGUAAAGAUGGGUCGCGGAUCUCCUUCGAUCGCUUGGUUGGAAGUUGGAACAGACAUGGCAAGAAGUCAGACAAGAUGGCAAAUGGCAAGAAACAAGACAAGAAGAUGUCGUCAGAGCAUGUCUUUAUUUGCUAUACAAGAUGCUCAAAUAACAUCAAAUGUCUUGAAGAGCAGUGCUCAGAUGCAUGUACUCCAACUACAACUUCCCUUGAAUUUGGUGUCACAGAUGAGAAAGCUAGAGUCGAAGUGCUCAAAUGCGGCUUAAGAUUAGUGUAUGCAUCUGAUGAACCCCAGAAGACAAACUCAGAUGUUACUGACACAACUUGUGAAGAAAUCGAGUGUCAAAAUUUAACUCCAAUAAGGAAUGGCGAUUACAAUGUAUAGGAAGUGGACGUUUAUUUUCCAAGAGGAUUCAUGUGGAUCAACUGAAUCAAUCUUACAAAGAAUUCCAAUUGGGAGAUAACACCCAAAUGCAAAUCAAUCUGUAGUUGGGUAUCUUUGGACACAACUGGUCAUGUUUCCACUCUGUUGUGUCCUGAAAAUUUUCCACAAGGAAAUAAAUGUUCGAUAAGUAAGAACUUUUUUGAAUCAUCUCGUCU
This is a messenger RNA of Brassica oleracea var. oleracea, 3801 nucleotides long. Its product is annotated as disease resistance protein RPS4. Bases 113 to 3586 code for a protein of 1157 amino acids. The transcript is spliced from 5 exons. The record is from RefSeq and is a predicted model, not a curated record. Gene Ontology annotation, biological process: defense response; signal transduction. Gene Ontology annotation, molecular function: ADP binding. Lineage: Eukaryota; Viridiplantae; Streptophyta; Magnoliopsida; Brassicales; Brassicaceae.